AACUUGCGGUUUGUGAUUUGACUGACAUUUUUAGCGAAUUUCACACUUUUGAGUUGUGGAUUGCCGUAGGUGCAUACGAAAGGUAUCUCGAUAAAUUUGAGAUUGACUCGAAUAUAAGUGUCAAUUUGUUAAAGAUUUCUCGCUCAUGUGAUGAGCGGCGCAUGUGAGGAUUCGUGUCCUUGGACGAACUAUUUGUCGGAGGCGAUCAAUAAAUGCGUGCUCAACCUGUUAUCGUUGCUGUCGACAUUCGGUCUAACCUUUAAUUCCGAUGACAUUGUCAUCUUCGAUGACGAGACGUCGUUGAGGCUCCAUGAAUUUCAUCACGAAUUGAAAGCAUUAUUGUCGUUCGACGAUUUCCAGCUACAAUUGCUCAAAGUCUUCCUGUUGACAUUCGUAAGCAGCGUGGCGUUAAUCUUCGUUGCCUGGCAUAUUUACGGCUCUAGAAUUACGGAACAAUUCAUGAAAACAGACGGUGCUGACGAUUGUAAUUCAUCAACGGAGUAAUAUAUUAAAUAUUAUAAAUAUAUUGAUUAUUAUUGGACAGCGACAGUUAUCUUAUAUCUGACAAGUAUGACUGAUAAAAUCAAGUCUUUUUUUCAAAAGAAGAAAACAAGUGCAAAGUUUAUGAAAGCAGGGAAAGGAUACAAAUUGACAGACUCCACCAGUACUAUAUCUAGUUCAACAGAGCCUAGACAACCAGUUAGGAGAGCGGAACCUACAGAGGAGGCUAAGACAGCAGGCCAAGCAGCUUUAGCGAGAUUAGAAGCAAAGAAAAACGAUAAACCACGAUUUAACACGUCAUAUGCUGCCAUUCAAGCACGGGUCAAGCGUGAAUUGGAAUUAGAAAGAAAAGCACAACAAAACUUACAGCAGACCGAAGAUGCAACGUUGAAAGAAAAAAAAGAGAAAAUUGUAGAUUCUUCGAUUUUUGCAGUUACUGAUGUAUAUUUCCGUUGUCCGUAUUUAUCUGAUGAAAUAUUAUCACGAGACGAAUGGAAAAAGAAAAUACGAGAAUUUCUAUAUGAGCAGUUAAUAGGAGAGGAGGCAGGGUUAACAGCGUGUCUCAUUAUUCAAAGUUGCAAUUCUGGAAAAGAGAAAAUUGAAAGCUGUGUAGAAACACUCGACAAAUAUUUGGACAAUAUUAUUAAUAAUCCUGAUGUUGAAAAAUAUUGGAAAAUUAGGAUGAGUAAUAGAAUAUUUCAGGAAAAGGUUUUGCCUAUUGAAGGAGCAUUAGAUUUCUUAAAAGCGGCUGGUUUUGAACAGAAAAAAUUGCAGCAUAAUGAGAAUGAGGAAGAUUUCUUGGUAUGGAGUCCUAAUAAUUGUAACAUUGAGAACCUUAUAAUGUUAGAUGAAGCAUUAAGAUCUGCAGAACCCAUUCCUAUUGAGUUAGACAGGAAUUUACAAGUAUUAAUGCCUAGUCAAGCUCGUAUACGGAAUGAAUUACCGCCCAGCUUUUUCACGAUAUCUGCGGAAGAAAUAAAAAAAGAGCAACAGUUAAGGACGGAAGCUGUAGAAAGAAACCAAAUGCUGAGAACAAAAGCUAUGAGAGAGAAGGAUGAACAGCGUGUACUUAGAAGAUAUAAAUUUGCUGUACUUCGUAUCAAAUUUCCAGAUGGAAUAAUACUGCAAGGUACUUUCUCGGUACACGAGAAGUUCCAAAAUGUGAAUGACUUUGUUGCUGAAAAUUUAAUUGAGGAUAAAGUGCCCUUUUUGCUGAUAACACCGGACGGAAUUAAGCUAGUAGAAGAAUGUCAUACAAAGACACUUUUAGAAUUACGAUUAAUUCCUACAGCUAUAUUAGAAUUUUCUUGGAAUGUAGCUGAUAAGGAAAGUCUACCUAAAGGAUAUUUGAAAGAAGAUAUACUUUCUUAUAUACAAACUGUCUGAAAAAAUACUAUAUUCUGGGAUAAAACACACGUUUGCACGUGUGUGCACACACUUUAUUAUACAUUUUUUGAAAAGUA
Messenger RNA from Pogonomyrmex barbatus (red harvester ant), 1964 nucleotides. It is a transcript of the gene Gint3, whose product is annotated as GDI interacting protein 3. The record is from RefSeq and is a predicted model, not a curated record. Gene Ontology annotation, molecular function: protein binding. Lineage: Eukaryota; Metazoa; Arthropoda; Insecta; Hymenoptera; Formicidae. Gene Ontology annotation, cellular component: cytoplasm.